Molecule: messenger RNA, 888 nt
Organism: Zerene cesonia (dogface butterfly)
Lineage: Eukaryota; Metazoa; Arthropoda; Insecta; Lepidoptera; Pieridae
Product: gut-specific cysteine proteinase-like
Exons: 2
Coding region: 1-888 (295 amino acids)
Cellular component (GO): lysosome
Molecular function (GO): cysteine-type endopeptidase activity
Source: RefSeq, a predicted model, not a curated record
AUGUACACGUCUAUUGUCUUCCUAAGCUUGAUCGCUUGGGCCCAUUGCCUGGACCCAGAGGUACAAGAAAAGUUCGAGAAGUUAACACGCGACGAGUUUGUCGUUUAUUUUAAUAAAAGGAACUUCACGUGGAAAAUAAAAAAUAAUGAUUUUAUCGAUGAAAAGAUUAUGAGCAGCGUGGAGCUCCACUCAGUCGAUAUUCCGAUAAAAAUCAAAAGCAUGGAAAGUUUUUCAAGGAAAGCCGAUAAUUGUAGCUCAAGUUGGGCCAUUAGCGCGGUAGAGGUUGCCUCAGAUAGAACAUGCAUAAACAUGCAAGAUGAUUUUUUCCAAAUUAUCCCAUUAUAUAUUGUUUCGUUCUCAGAAUUUGAUCUAACUUGUUGUAAAAAAUGUUCGUCCAAAAGCUUUUGUACUGGAGGUUCACCCGAAGAAGCAUUAUUAUUUUAUUUGAGGAGUGGAUUGGUGACUUCUGAUUGUAAAGAAAAGCUCCCAGAUCACGAGGCGUGCGUACAAGAUUGUGACGAUAUGGAUCAGUACUAUUUGGCAGAUAAACAUUUCGGACAAUCCAUAUACAUAAUGCCCGAAGACGACCCUGAGAUCCGCCGGGACAUAUUCAUUUACGGGCCACUGCUUGCUAUUUUCAAAGUGUAUGAAGAUUUCAAAGAUUACAGCAGUGGAAUCUAUGAGCAUACACAUGGAAAGUUUGUUGGGUACCACAGCGUCAAGGUAAUUGGUUAUGGUGAAGAAGAUGGGACACCUUUCUGGCUGGCAGUGAACAGCUGGGGAAACGAAUGGGGUGACAGGGGUAUCGUAAAGAUAAAACGCGGCCAAGCCUACGUUGAUUUCGAGAAACGCAUGGUAGGAGUAACCCCGAGAUAUCACAGACAUUAA